Messenger RNA from Cantharellus anzutake, 1059 nucleotides. RefSeq lists its product as uncharacterized. The record is from RefSeq and is a predicted model, not a curated record. The transcript has 2 exons. The annotation marks the transcript as partial. Lineage: Eukaryota; Fungi; Basidiomycota; Agaricomycetes; Cantharellales; Hydnaceae.
GGAUCACUGAAGGGAUUACGAUGUUGCCGUUCCAGCUGCCGGAGUCGAUGUAUUCUCUAUCUUUAGAGUCUUAUUAUCAACAAGAGGAACAAGAGAGGCACAGCCGGGAAAACGUUAAGAAGCCGAUCAAUCUCUUGUCCCCGAAAAUCUCUCGUGCAUAAGUAUCUCAGCACCACCCUAGAAUCGACAAAAGGCUCAAGAGAUCGAAUGCCAUGCACAUUUCUCUGUGUUUCUAUUUUGCUUCAUUUAUUUGAACUCUCCGCACGCCCACCUGGUUUGCGCUGGUUCUUUUCCAGUAGAGCGUCAUCCAGCGCUAAAUUGUGACUGAGCCUGACUAUUCCCCUGACUGUCUCCCAUACCAUGCUGAAACAUUGGCAAGACAAUGUCUGGAAAUGAUUACAAACAUACAGGUCGUCUCGGUUCUCUCCUGGCUUAUUAUUCUGUUUUCAGCAUUGUUCUCGUCGCCCUGGCACACAAUGAGCACUCUUGCUUCCCUGACUGGCUUACUAUCGCUGCAUGUCCUCAGAGAGAAUACUGCGUAAAGUGCGGUGCUUCGAUUGUAACUUGGAGCAUCAAGGAUGGGAGUAGUCAUAUAGGCCAGUUAAUGAUUGGGACGGGUGUUUAUACUUUACUUCACUACAGUCCACUUCUAACGUCAUCACUUCCUUCAUCAGCGUACAAAUCGUCACUGGAGACUCUGCCCUCCCCUGAUUUAUUACCCACUGAAAACCAGCAGGCUGCUUUCAACCCGGUGUCACGCUCUUUCACAAACAGCCAGAUCAUUCACAGUCACAUUUCUCAAACCGGUCGCAUAAGUGGGGUAAAAUGAGUUUGGUUCCUAGUCACGGAAUGGGAGAUGCUCGACUCGAAAGGGCUGGACCCUGGGUAUUGGAAGCUUUAUGAUGGCAGCGGCGGAUGCAUAGAAUGCUACUAUGUAUUACAGUCAAUCUGAUGGGUGAGAGUAUGCGACACAAUAUCGCGAGUUGAAAGCUGCUGGGUUUCAGUGGGCUGCAAGUUGGGGCAUGUAGUACUGUUUCCAGUGGUACGCGACGUACUACA